GCUAAGUGGGCCAGGGACGCCCUAUUCCCCUCCCCGCGGCUGCCUGUCAGAGAGCUUCUGGAGAUAUUACAGGGGACCCAGCCCGCAGCGACAGGCACAAAGUCACGGGGUAAUGAACUUCUGGGACCCCUUGCCGCCGUGUGUGCGGCUGUGCCCGGAAUCCCGGACCUGGCCGCCGGUUCCCUCGGAAGCCUUCCCAGCGAUCUAGUUUCCUAGCCCGCGCCCGGGUCGGCCAGCGCCCAGCCUGCCGGCCGGAGCCUGAGCGCGCGUUCGCCUUCCCUUGCUGCAGGACCGGCGGUCUGCGGAGCGCUGUCCACACUCCGCAUUUCCUGACGCUGAAGGCGGAGACCAGGAAUGGGAAAAGAGAGGGGUUUUGCCCUUUUUGUUCUCUAGGAAGACCUUUUUUUUUUUCUCCGUGCCUCCAUCUCUGUCCUUCCAUACCCCCUUCCUUGCUCUCCCUUCCCUUCGUCCUCCAGCCGCCUGUCUGUCUCUCCAUUUGUCUGUCCACGCGUGUGUCCGGUAUCAAGCGACAUUCCCAGCAGCUGCGGUUUUGCAAGAGCCGGGAAGAAACUUAAGGAUGCCUACACUGCCACAGUGGAACGAAUUCUGAGUGUCCGGGGAGCGGCGUAGCGCGCAACCGGUACCCACCUGUCCUGCCCCAGAACCUCCGCAGGCUGGAGGGCGGCUGGAGAGCCGCGGCGCCCGGCGGGGAGGCAGGCGCUGCCGGCCGGGAGUCCGGCGGUGCCCACCAGCCGCUCCGCCCCGGGACAGCCAGCAUGAGCAAGCCCGCCGGAUCAACAAGCCGAAUUUUAGAUAUCCCCUGUAAAGUGUGUGGCGACCGCAGCUCCGGGAAACACUACGGGGUCUACGCGUGUGACGGCUGCUCGGGGUUUUUCAAACGGAGCAUCCGAAGGAAUAGGACCUAUGUCUGCAAAUCGGGAAACCAGGGAGGCUGCCCCGUGGACAAGACGCACCGAAACCAGUGCAGGGCGUGUCGGCUGAAGAAGUGUUUGGAAGUCAACAUGAACAAAGAUGCCGUGCAGCACGAGCGCGGGCCGCGGACGUCCACCAUCCGCAAGCAGGUGGCCCUCUACUUCCGAGGACACAAGGAGGAGAACGGGGCGGCCGCGCACUUCCCCUCGGCCGCGCUGCCCGCGCCCGCCUUCUUCACAGCCGUCACGCAGCUGGAGCCGCACGGCCUGGAGCUGGCCGCUGUGUCCGCCACGCCCGAGCGCCAGACCCUCGUGAGCCUCGCUCAGCCCACGCCCAAGUACCCCCACGAAGUGAAUGGGACCCCAAUGUAUCUCUAUGAGGUGGCCACAGAGUCUGUGUGUGAGUCUGCUGCCAGGCUCCUGUUUAUGAGCAUCAAGUGGGCUAAGAGUGUGCCUGCUUUCUCCACGCUGUCCUUGCAGGACCAGCUGAUGCUUUUGGAAGAUGCUUGGAGAGAACUGUUUGUUCUAGGAAUAGCACAAUGGGCCAUUCCGGUUGAUGCUAACACUCUACUGGCUGUAUCUGGCAUGAACGGUGACAACACAGAUUCCCAGAAGCUGAACAAGAUCAUUUCUGAAAUACAGGCUUUACAGGAGGUGGUGGCCCGGUUUAGACAGCUCCGGUUAGAUGCCACUGAAUUUGCUUGUCUAAAAUGCAUUGUCACUUUCAAAGCUGUUCCUACACACAGUGGCUCUGAGCUGAGAAGUUUCCGGAAUGCUGCCGCCAUCGCUGCUCUUCAAGACGAGGCGCAGCUAACGCUCAACAGCUACAUCCACACCAGAUAUCCCACUCAACCCUGUCGCUUUGGAAAACUCCUGUUGCUUUUGCCAGCUUUACGAUCUAUUAGCCCAUCAACCAUAGAAGAAGUGUUUUUCAAAAAAACCAUUGGCAAUGUGCCAAUCACAAGACUGCUUUCAGAUAUGUACAAAUCCAGUGACAUCUAAGCUCUCCAAGACCCCACUGUCCAGGACGGAACAGAUCAGAUGAACUUCUACCCAAUGGAGAGCAAACCUCAACUAACCUGGGAAUGUGUAGCCUUCAGGAAAAAAAAAAUGUCAAUUGACACAAAACACUUCCAGUAGUUUUGACCUGCAGCCUCUACAAAGGGAGGGAAGCCCCCAAAGCAAAGGGGCACCCCAGGUUCUCUGCAGAGACAACUCACUGCUACUCAAGGCCUGGGAGGGAACCAGCUUGGGGGAUGCCAACGGCCUUCCCACCACCUACCUAGAAGAUCAGGCUGACUACUGAAGCUGGAACACAAGUAGUAUUUUCUUUUGUUCUUUUCUUUUCUUUUUUUAGCCUAUAAGGUUGGGUAAAUAAAUAUAGCUCUAUGUAUAACAUCAGGCAGCAGCCUUGAAAACUAUCCUAUGUCAGAGUUUCUUUUUAAAAUGAUGUUAGGUUUUUAAUCAAGAGUUUUAUCAAAAGUUUCCCUUUUAUUGUGAUGCAUCAUGAAGUGGCCUUCAGAACCGAUUUUCUAAGUGAAAGGUAGCUGACGCCGUGAGGUUUGCUUUUUCUCUAUCAUUUUCCUUUCCUUUCUCCUUCUUUUUCUCUUUCUUUUUGUUGAAUACCAUAGGCCAGGCAACCUUAUCAAAGGAAUUGGUGGACGAAAAUGAGAUUAUCACCAAGACUUCAGGUUGGAUAACAUCUCAAAAAACAGAAGAGCUUUACUAAAAAGAACAAAAAUGAGGGGGGAUGAAUCAAAACAGCAAAACCAAAUAAAAUGGAGAUGAAUGAGUGAGGCAGAUCGCUGUCCCAUUAGCACAGUGCUGAAACCAAAGGCAAUGGGGGGGUCCAAACGCAUGUUUCAGCGAGUCUCACCAGAGAGUGAACACAUUCACAGCAGAAGGAACUCCAUGGGAAUGGAUGCUAAAAGGUUUCUUGGUCCACUGCUAACAUUGAGACUCUUCAAUGCCUUUCAGAAAACUGGUUUCUAGUAAAGCCUUGAAUGAAUGCGUGUGGACAUUCGCACAU
Sorex fumeus (smoky shrew) is the source of this 2961-nucleotide messenger RNA. It is a transcript of the gene NR2E1, whose product is annotated as nuclear receptor subfamily 2 group E member 1. NCBI's taxonomy places the organism in Eukaryota, Metazoa, Chordata, Mammalia, Eulipotyphla, Soricidae. The transcript is spliced from 9 exons. The coding region runs from base 777 to 1934 and encodes 385 amino acids. Gene Ontology annotation, biological process: anatomical structure development; negative regulation of transcription by RNA polymerase II; cell differentiation. Gene Ontology annotation, molecular function: nuclear receptor activity; RNA polymerase II cis-regulatory region sequence-specific DNA binding; zinc ion binding. The record is from RefSeq and is a predicted model, not a curated record.